Brenthis ino (lesser marbled fritillary) is the source of this 663-nucleotide messenger RNA. NCBI's taxonomy places the organism in Eukaryota, Metazoa, Arthropoda, Insecta, Lepidoptera, Nymphalidae. The record is from the annotation of a GenBank genome assembly.
AUGAAAAUAAUAUUAAUCAGUGCAGUACUUCUGCACGUGUCGUGUUGCUACGCUUACCCCGCGCAAGGUGUAUCGUCAUACGCCUAUCAAGAUUCGGCAGGAAACAGGUACGGCGGAACGUACGACCAGAAGGAUAAAGUCAUACGUAACAGUGACCCCUUCACCGUACCAUUCAACAACGUGAACUCGUUCUUCCCCGAUUAUUUUACAAACUUCAACAAUAUACUUCCACAGAUUUUCGGUUCUGAUUUUGAGGGCCAACGAUUGGCGUCAUAUGCUGCUCGUAAAGCUUACGAUCUAACUUAUAACCAUAUUGGUUAUAAUCCGAAUUUCUUCAGGUUCUCACCUUUCUCUGCUGGUUUCCCAUACUUUGGACAACAAGGAUACCCAGGCAUGGACCCAAAUCUGCAAUCAGCCCUCGCAAUUGCAAUCGCAGGACCAGAUUUCACCCAUCAAGUGGCUGCUAUUGAUCCUAUUAAUAUUGAUAUGCCAAAUGUGGAUUUAACUAACCGAUUCAACGAAGAAGUUGUCAAUGGAAAUCCAAACGGAGUCUACAGCGUUUCUAGUACAUCAAUCGCAAAAAACAUAGAUGGAAAAGGCUACAGAGAGGCCGAAACCGUUAUUAAUAAUAAUGGAAAAAUUACUAAGUAUAAAGUUCACAGU